GAGAGAGAGAGAGAGAGAGAGCUAUUAACUACGGAGCACAGCCACCACACUCCACUCGGCAAAGUUCACUGAAAGGCGCAGAGCCGAAGAGUCAAACCGGAACAUAUCGUGCGUAAGAGAACGAGAGAGUAAAGAGAGAAAAAUCUAUAGAAGAAGCGUCGAUUAACCAAAAGUCAUCGAAAAGUCCAACUCUCUCUCUCUCCGUCUCAUGUGAUUACAUUUGCCGUCCUCUUUUUUCUCUUUAUCUAUGGUUCUUUGAUUCUUCUUUUGAGAGUGUGUGUGAUGAAUCUGCUUCUGGGUUCCUUUGUUUGUUAGAAUCUCAUGCUCCCAUAAUCAUAGAAGCAUUCCUUUCUGGGUUUUGUUAGAAGUUAGAACAGAGGAAAGAAACAGAAACCCAUUUCAAUUCGACCCACUUCGCGUCUCUCUCCGUAGGGUCUGGUUGGAGCGCACCCAACGCGGUAUUAUUGAUAGUUAGAAAUGGGUAUAUAUCUCAGCACCCCGAAAACUGAGAAGUUCUCUGAAGACGGUGGGAAUGACAGAGUCAGGUAUGGUUUGUCCUCCAUGCAAGGAUGGCGUGCAACCAUGGAAGAUGCUCAUGCAGCGUUUCCAGAUCUGGACACUUCCACAUCUUUCUUUGGUGUUUAUGAUGGUCAUGGGGGUAAAGUAGUUGCUAAAUUCUGUGCGAAGUACCUUCACCAACAGUUUCUCAAAAAUGAAGCAUAUUCAGCGGGUGAUCUGGGUAUUUCAGUGCAGAAAGCAUUUUUCAGAAUGGAUGAGAUGAUGCGGGGUCAGAGAGGAUGGAGAGAGUUGGCUGUAUUGGGAGACAAGAUAAACAAAUUUACUGGCAUGAUAGAAGGGUUGAUAUGGUCUCCAAGGAGUGGUGAACCUAAUGACCAACUUGAUGAUUGGGCUUUUGAGGAGGGGCCCCAUUCUGAUUUCUCUGGACCAACAUCUGGAAGUACAGCUUGUGUUGCAAUUAUCCGAAACAAUCAAGUUGUCGUUGCAAAUGCCGGUGAUUCUCGGUGUGUAAUAUCUAGGAAGGGGCAGGCAUACAAUUUAUCAAGAGAUCACAAACCUGACCUUGAGGUUGAGAAAGAAAGGAUCUUAAAGGCUGGUGGUUUCAUUCAUGCUGGAAGAGUCAAUGGAAGUUUAAACUUAGCAAGGGCUAUUGGAGAUAUGGAAUUCAAGCAGAAUAAAUAUUUGCCUGCUGAAAAACAAAUUGUCACUGCCAAUCCUGACAUAAAUACUGUUGAGCUUUGUGAUGAUGAUGAUUUUAUCGUGCUUGCAUGCGAUGGCAUCUGGGAUUGCAUGUCAAGCCAGCAACUAGUUGAUUUUGUGAGUGAACAGCUGAAGACUGAAAGCAAGCUGUCAGUGGUCUGCGAAAGAGUAUUGGACAGGUGUUUGGCACCAUCAACGGCUGGUGGUGAUGGAUGUGAUAACAUGACCAUGAUCUUGGUGCAGUUAAAGAAACCGGGAGAGCCUGUAGCACCCAUAGAGGAAGAGUCAUUGCCAUCUGAACUGGCAGAAGCGAAUCCAAAACCAGCAGAGACCGAUCCUAAGCCUGCAGAGAAUGAAGAAAAUUAGAGAUAGACUCAUGCUCAUUGGAUGGUUGGAUCCUAUUCUAGUUGACAGGAUCUCUGGUGGAUUUUUUUGGGGGGGAUGGGUUCUCUUUUGACUUGUUAGACUUGGAUUCUCACAACAUGUCUGUAAAUGUAGAUAGUUAUAGCGAAAACUGAGUAAAGAGAAGUUUUAGCAAGGUUUUUUUUUUGUGUAUUUGUAUUUGCCUAUUAUUGUUGUAAUAAAAUUGUACAGGUGCCUCUAA
Messenger RNA from Macadamia integrifolia, 1822 nucleotides. RefSeq names its product probable protein phosphatase 2C 60. The record is from RefSeq and is a predicted model, not a curated record. The transcript is spliced from 11 exons. The coding region runs from base 478 to 1584 and encodes 368 amino acids. Gene Ontology annotation, biological process: protein dephosphorylation. NCBI's taxonomy places the organism in Eukaryota, Viridiplantae, Streptophyta, Magnoliopsida, Proteales, Proteaceae. Gene Ontology annotation, molecular function: cation binding; protein serine/threonine phosphatase activity.